UGUAUGACAACAGAUAUGCUUCAGGAGUUGAAUUCUAUCAACACUACUGGCAUUUGAACAUUCAUUAUCAACCUGAGAGUAAUUUUAAAAAAAAAAUAAGUGGAUAUCUUAGUAAUUAUUGAGCCUUAAUUGUAUCAAGAACCGGACUUGGUGAACAAUAUAAUCAGCAAUGCAAAAUACAAAGCAAAUUUCGGAACCCAGUCAAUGUGACCAAGCCAAAUACGAGUAUAAGAAAACGUCAUAUACGGAGAUAUACAAUGUACUACAAACCUCACGCCAAGAUGAGGUUCUUUGUGAUAUCAAACUAGAAACAGACGAUGGUGAAGUUAUAUUCGGCCACAAAGUGGUUCUAGCAUCGGCUAGUCCAUAUUUCCUUGCAAUGUUCACAAAUUUUUCAGAAAAAAAUCAAGAUCUAGUUACUAUCAGGCAGUUGGACUAUAGUGCCCUACAGCUCUUAAUAGACUUUGUUUAUUCUGGAAAAAUCUCAAUCACUGAAAAAAAUGUGCAUAUUUUGUUGUCAGCAUCGAAUCUUUUGCAGUUACAAGAAGUCAAAAACGCAUGUUGUGAUUUUCUACAGGCACAAAUAUGUCCUACAAAUGUUAUUGGAAUAAUUACUUUAGCUGAUUUACAUAGCUGUACGAAAUUGUUAACAAGUUCAGAAUUAUAUUUUCAACAACACUUUUCGGAUGUGAUAGAAGGCGGAGAAUUUCCGUGCUUGUCAUCUGAACAAGUGGUCAAAUUAAUCUCUAGUGAUGAACUUACAGCUCCAUCUGAAGAAAAAAUAUUUGAAAGUGUUAUCCGGUGGGUAAAACAGUAUUUGGAUUCCACAAAACAAAUUUUGCCCCAAUUAAUGGAGGAACAUGUGCGUCUACCGUUAAUAUCGAAAGAUUACAUAUUAAAAAAUGUUGUUGAUGAUCCUCUUCUUAAUAAUUGUUUUAAAUGCAAAGAUUACGUUCUUGAAGCAUUACGUUUUCAUUUACUUAAGUCAGAAGAACUUAUCCAAAUUCCACAUAACAUCCGAACUAAACCUAGACAGCCCGGUGGUACACAUAAAGUAUGAUACCGUUAUAAUUCGAUAGUACAGAAUG
This is a messenger RNA of Acyrthosiphon pisum (pea aphid), 1088 nucleotides long. Its product is annotated as kelch-like protein 3. NCBI's taxonomy places the organism in Eukaryota, Metazoa, Arthropoda, Insecta, Hemiptera, Aphididae. Bases 170 to 1060 code for a protein of 296 amino acids. The record is from RefSeq and is a predicted model, not a curated record. The transcript has 7 exons. Gene Ontology annotation, molecular function: protein binding.